UUUCUACAACUAUUUAAGAAAUAUCCUUCUCUAUUUGUGCUUGUGCAUAGAGGAUCAACAGUGUUAAUCGAAUUAUUUAAAAGUUUAAAAAAAACAGAUACACCCGACUAUUAAAAGGUAAACAUGUCGCGUUUCUUUGCAACCGGUUCUGACUCUGAGACCGAGUCCAGUGAUGAGGAGGUCCCAGUACAAGCGUAUAGCAAAGCGACCAACUUCCAAUUUAGUGAUGAUGAGGAGGAAGUGAAACGCGUUGUGCGUUCUACUAAGGAAAAGCGUUAUGAAAAUCUGACAGCGAUUAUCAAGAGCAUACGCAAUCACAAGAAAAUUAAGGAUAUGUCGAGUAUUCUGUCAAGCUUUGAAGAUCUGACACGCGCCUACACAAAGGCAUUGCCUGUUAUUACUAAGGAAGAGAAGGGUGUGACCCCACGUUUCUAUGUUCGUUGUCUUGCUGAGUUGGAGGAUUUCAUUAACGAAGUAUGGGAGGACCGUGAAGGGCGUAAAAAUUUGUCAAAGAAUAACUCAAAAUCUUUGGGCACAUUGCGUCAAAAAGUGCGCAAAUACAUCAAAGACUUCGAGGAGGAUUUGACACGUUUCCGUGAAGCGCCUGAUCAAGAAAGUGACGCCGAAGAAGAGGAGGCUUACGACUCUGAUCAGGAAAAGAAUGAUGCUGGUUCGGAAGAAAUCUUGCGAGAUCUCAAACAGCCAGUUGAGGCGAAGUCUUCUAAGGCGGCGGCGCCGUCCAAAGCCGUCGAACAGGAUGAUGACUCUGAGGAUUCCAUUGAUUGGGGUUCUGAUUCGGAGUCGGAAUCUGAGUCCUCGGACGAUGAAAAUCAAUAUCAAAACCAACGCGAGCGUUUCUUGAAACGUCCCAAUGUGGAAAAGGAAGAAAAGGAGGUGCGCGAAGAUCGCAAAAAAGACAAACGUGCCAAGGAGGCAAAGAUACGUCACAAAGUACGUAUUGAAGAGGAUGCUGAUGAAGAAGGCGAAUGGGAAACUGUAUUCCCACACACUGUUGAAAAGCCGAAAAUGUUUGAUAAGGACGCCGAAAUAGAUGUGCCACUGACACUGCAGAAGCUGUCGGAAAUCAUGGCUGCGCGCGGCAAAAGACGUACCGAUCGACGCAUGCAAAUCGAGAUGCUCUUCGAGCUGCGCGACAUUGCCGAAGAACAUCAGUUGGGUAACGCUGUUGCUGUAAAAAUACACUUCAGCAUCAUUUCAGCCAUUUUCGACUACAAUCAGAAAAUCUCUGAACCCAUGAAACUGGAGCAUUGGAGUAAACUGCUGGAUGUCAUGCAAAGUAUGAUGAAAAUCCUAUUGGCCAACGAAGAUAUACGCAUGAGUGAAGAGGUGCAGGAGGAGAACGAAGAGUUCGCAAAUCCCCCAUACGCAAUACGCGGUUGUUCGCUGGCCGCAGUUGAGCGCUUGGACGAUGAGUUCACCAAGCUGCUAAAGGAGUGCGAUCCACAUACAAAUGAUUAUGUGUCACGUUUGAAGGAUGAAGUCACCGUAACGCGCAUCAUCGAGUCUGUGCUAGAUUACUUUGAGCGUGUUGGCAACAACAAUGAACGCUGCCGCGUUUACUUGCGUAAGAUCGAGCAUUUGUACUAUAAGUUCGAUCCCGAUGUGUUGAAGAAGAAGCGCGGCGAGUUGCCACCAACUACGACCACAUCUGUCGAUGUAAUGGAUCGCCUCUGCAAGUUCAUUUACUCCAAGGAUGACACGGAUCGUAUACGUACACGCGCUAUCCUGGCGCACAUCUACCAUCACGCCAUGCACGAUAACUGGUUCCAAGCGCGCGACCUGGUACUUAUGUCGCACUUGCAGGACACCAUCGAUGCUGCCGAUCCUUCGACGCGCAUCCUCUACAAUCGUAUGAUGGCCAAUUUGGGUUUGUGCGCUUUCCGUCAAGAGAACAUAAGGGACGCGCAUCAUUGUCUGGUCGAUUUAAUGGUAACUGGCAAGCCAAAAGAGCUGCUAGCACAGGGUUUGCUUCCACAGCGUCAGCAUGAACGUUCCGCCGAACAGGAGAAAAUUGAGAAGCAGCGCCAAAUGCCAUUCCACAUGCACAUCAAUCUGGAAUUGCUGGAAUGUGUGUAUUUGGUAUCGGCAAUGCUGCUGGAAAUACCAUAUAUCGCCGCACACGAGUUCGAUGCGCGUCGCCGCAUGAUCAGUAAAACCUUCUAUCAACAACUGCGUUCUUCCGAGCGCCAAUCGUUGGUGGGACCACCUGAGUCGAUGCGCGAGCACGUCGUCGCCGCUGCCAAGGCUAUGCGCUGCGGCAACUGGCAAGCCUGCGCAAAUUUCAUUGUCAACAAGAAGAUGAACACCAAGGUUUGGGAUCUGUUUUACGAGGCCGAUCGCGUGCGUGACAUGCUCGUUAAAUUCAUCAAGGAAGAGUCGCUGCGCACCUAUCUCUUCACCUAUUCCAACGUCUACACCUCGCUGAGUAUUCCUUCAUUGGCGCAGAUGUACGAGCUGCCCGUGCAAAAAGUGCAUUCGCUCAUCAGCAAAAUGAUAAUCAACGAGGAGCUCAUGGCCAGCUUGGACGAUCCCACCGAAACCGUGGUUAUGCACCGUUCGGAGCCAUCGCGCCUACAAGCGCUCGCCAUGCAAUUCGUGGACAAGGUCACCAAUCUGGUUGAUGUGAACGAGAAGGUCUUCGACAUGAAGCAAGGCAACUUCUUCCAGCGCGGCAACAUGGGCAAUCGCGAUCGCGGCUACAACCGCAACCAAAACAACCAAGGCGGCAACUGGGGUGGCCAGCGUCGCGACAAUCGCAAUCAGCGCAAUCGCAACCAACGCAAUCAGCAUCAUCACCAUAAGCAACAACACCAACAGCAACAGCAGCACCACGAACAACAAAUUCAACAACAACAAAUUAUCGAGGAAGAGUAAGGCGUUGCCAAUCGCCGCCGCGUGACACGUCAAGCAGGCAACCAAUUAAACAACAACACCACUACAAACUCAAAUGAUGCGAACAAAUGUGAAGGUCGAAGAAAUUAGCAACAAAGAAACCAUUAGCUCUAACUGCUAUUGGCGCACUCUCGCCCCACUGUGUGGGCGUAAAGUCUGCGCAAGCGGUAGCGGGAGUGCGCCAUCUUAGACACUGCGAGUUCGAGUGAGCUCAGCAAAAUUUCUCUAGUAUGGUUUUUACGAUUGUUUUAUCUAAUAUUUUUUCACUUAAUGCGUUUGCGCAUUUUAAGUAAAUCAAGUUGGUUCUUUCUUCGCACUGUCGACACGCGGAAUUUGAGUUUUGAAGGCCAACUGCUUGAAAUGUUGAAAUAAAGAAUAAAAAUACUACUGAAAUUUAUGUAAUAAUUGAACGAUUAAGAUACAUAUAUACAAUACAGAAACUUUGAAAAACACUA
Molecule: messenger RNA, 3368 nt
Organism: Bactrocera neohumeralis
Lineage: Eukaryota; Metazoa; Arthropoda; Insecta; Diptera; Tephritidae
Gene: eIF3c
Product: eukaryotic translation initiation factor 3 subunit C
Exons: 4
Coding region: 124-2895 (923 amino acids)
Biological process (GO): translational initiation
Cellular component (GO): eukaryotic translation initiation factor 3 complex
Molecular function (GO): RNA binding; translation initiation factor binding; translation initiation factor activity
Source: RefSeq, a predicted model, not a curated record